This is a messenger RNA of Topomyia yanbarensis, 1076 nucleotides long. It is a transcript of the gene Cchl, whose product is annotated as holocytochrome c-type synthase. Bases 96 to 929 code for a protein of 277 amino acids. Lineage: Eukaryota; Metazoa; Arthropoda; Insecta; Diptera; Culicidae. Gene Ontology annotation, biological process: cytochrome c-heme linkage. The record is from RefSeq and is a predicted model, not a curated record. The transcript is spliced from 4 exons. Gene Ontology annotation, cellular component: mitochondrion. Gene Ontology annotation, molecular function: holocytochrome-c synthase activity.
AAACAUACGUGCGGGUCCUUUUAGCAAAAGACGAAGACAACACCGAGGCUUAAACUUUACACAUUCGCCAGCGUUGUCUGCCUUCAUCGUCAGCAAUGGGCAACACCGUGUCAGCAGCUGAGUUCAUGGCAUCCAAUAUUGUACAUGCCGAAGCGGGAGCACUCCCUAAAGGACAUCCUCCUAUCAGUAGCAGCGAGAGUAAAUUAGCAGAAAAUGCAAUUCCCCCACCAGAGUGUCCAAUGCAUCAGAAACAACAGGCACCUAAGGAAAAGUCGGUGCUCGUGUCAGAGUGUCCCGUCAAGCAUGAUAACUCCGAUAUAAAUCCACUAAAUAUGAUGCCACCGAUGAAUCAAAACCCAGCCCCAGACCAACCUUUUCCUCUGCCUAAAGAUCGUCAGGUAUCGACUAUCCCAAAGGUUACAGAAGAUGGUCGUCAGGAAUUCUGGGUUUACCCCAGUCAACAAAUGUUCUGGAACGCCAUGCUUCGCAAAGGCUGGCGCUGGCAAAAAGAUGAUAUCCAACCGAAGGACAUGGAUGACAUCAUUAAAAUUCACAAUGCCAACAAUGAACAGGCGUGGAAGGAGGUACUGAAAUGGGAAGCGCUACAUGCGCGUGAAUGUGGUAAUCCCAAACUGAAGAGUUUCGGUGGAAAAGCGACAGAGUACAGCCCUCGGGCGCGGAUUCGACACUGGAUGGGUUAUGAACUGCCCUUCGACAGACAUGACUGGAUUGUCGAUCGAUGCGGAAAGGAUGUCCGCUAUAUUAUUGACUACUAUGACGGCGGAAUGGUUGACGAUAAAUACAAAUUCGCCCUGCUCGAUGUGAGACCUGCCAUGGAUUCUGCCGGAAAUAUCUGGGACCGGAUGACGGUUGCUUAUAUGCGGUGGAAGUAUGCAUUCGAAGGUAAGAUCAAGGAAUUAUCCAGUUAAAAACGCGCCGCAGUUGUAGAGGCAUAAUGUAUCUCGGUACCAAAUAUUGACCGGUUAUCCGCACACAAGUGGCAUAAUUACUCGACAAAUUGAACCUAAAUAAAAAUGUUCAACAUUUACUUUCGCAGUUGAAGUACAACAAAUAAA